AUGCAGAUGCUUCUACUAAGGUGUAGUUGCACCACACCAUGUGAGAAAUCCCUCGGCCUUUUGUUUCUGGACAUUCCCCCUUGGCGGACUUUUUUGUUCUGUUCCCACCGCAGUACUGGUACCUUGGUGGCGACGGGCAGUAGCGACUCUACCGCCAAGGUGUGGGACGUCGAGAGAGGGUACUGCACGCACAACUUUCGGGGCCACACGGGCGUCGUCUCCGUGGUUGCGUUCCACCCGGACUCGAAACGCUUGACGCUGGUCACCGGCAGCGAAGACACGACCGUACGAGUGUGGAGCCUCUCGGAGCAGUCCUGCACGGCCGUCCUGAAGGCACACCUGAGCUACGUGACAUCGCUGGCGUUCUUGCCGGGAGGGACCGGGGUGAUCUCCGGCGGGCGAGAUCGCGUCCUUAACGUCUGGGCCCUGGACAGGUCGGAGGUGCGGAAGACGUUUCCCGUGUACGAGGAGGUGGAAGGGCUUCAGGUUCUUCCACAGUCGGAGGAAUUUUCUGAGAGCUUUCCCGUGUCCGCCGCCGGCAGCCUCGUGGCCGUCGCGGGCAAGAACGGCGUCGUGAGAGUCUUCUCUCUCGAGGGUACUUCAGUCGAAGCAGCGGCACCGGGAAAAGGAAAGCACAAGCUUGACGGCAGUAAGAAAAAGAACAACAAGGCUGCGGUGACGGCAGCAAGCGACCGGGAUGAAAAAGGGCAGCGGCUGACGUGCCGCUGCGUGAUGACCCAGGACAACGCUUCCGCCUCCCACAGGGCCGGCUACACGUCCCUCCUCCUGGACCCGCGAAGAGGCGGUCUACUGGCCGUCACCGUGGACCAUAACCUCGUCUUGAUCGAGGCUAGCGGCAAACGCCGCCUGGGAGAAACCGCGGGGGCGGCGGCGGCGGCGGCUGUUGGCUCUCACGGGUCCCUGGUUACCCGGCGGCAGAUCGUGGGAUACAACGACGAGGUGAUCGAUGUGAAGAGCUUCCCCAGCGGCGGCGAGUCAGAUGGGGAGAGCUGGGUUGCCGUGGCGACCAACAGCCCGCAGGUUCGGCUGUUCGAGCUGGGCAGCUUUUCGUGCCGGUUGCUGGACGGACACACGGACACCGUGCUGGCCUUGGACGUGGCACCGGACGGGCGGCACCUUUGCACUUCCUCCAAGGACCGCACCUGUCUCCUGUGGAACGUCGACCUGGGGGUACCGGUGGUGCGGUGGUCCGGCCACGCCGACUCAGUGGGUGCGGUGGCAGCCUCGCGAAAGCCUGGCCCUUGGAACUCCUCCUCAAGCUCUGCCGCCGGAGGCGCAGCGGCCUUCGUCGUGAGCGGUGCCGCCGACCGCACGCUUCAGCGCUGGGACGUCCCCUGCCGCGCUCUCGCGGCACUGGAGGGGGCGGCGAGAGACUCGAGGGAGGCGACUGCAGAGGUAGCGGCAGAAGCAGCGGCAGAAGCCGACGGUAAAGGCAAGGCCGGCGGCGCCGGCGCCGGGGUGUGGACGCCCCCGGCGCCGCUGCUGGAGACGGCGCGGCGGAGCGUGCGCGCGCACGAGCAAGACAUCAACUGCGUGGCCGUGUCGCCGAACGAUGCGGUGGUAGCGAGCGCGUCCCAGGACCGCACGAUCAAGCUCUGGAAGGCAGCGGACCUGGAGCUGACGGGGGUGCUCAAGGGCCACAAGAGAGGCGUCUGGAAGGUGGAGUUCAGCCCCGUGGACCGCUGCCUGGCGUCGUGCUCCGGUGACCGCACCGUCAAGCUCUGGAGCCUCGCGGACUUGUCGUGUCUGAGGACGUUCCAGGGCCACACCGCGUCCGUCCUAAGCGUCGCCUUCGUUAGCGCGGGCGCCCAGGUCGUGUCCGGAGGGGCCGACGGGCUGGUGAAGGUCUGGACCGUACGCUCCGAUGAGUGCGAGGCUACGCUGGACGCGCACACCGACAAGGUCUGGGCGUUGACCACUGCGGCGGCGCCGGCGGUGAGGAGACAUCGGGAUGAGGAAGAGGUGGUGGAAGGCGAAGAGGGGCCGAACGCGGGGAUAGUGGUUGUUAGCGGCGGCGCGGACUCGGUGAUAAACGUGUGGAAGGACGUGACGGCCCGAGAAGAGGAGAAAGUGAUCGCGGAGAGGGAGAACGCCCUACUCAAGGAGCAGGAGCUGUACAACCGCCUGAGGAACAAGGAGUACGGGCCCGCGAUCGCACUAGCACUCGAGCUCAAGCGCCCGCAGAAGCUGUGGGGCGUUCUGAGGGACGCCAUGACGGAGGGAAUGGGAGAAGGGGGAGAAGGUGCCCCGGCGGGCGGCGAUGACGAAACGACGGAGAUGGCAUCUCGCCGUUUGGACGAGCACGUGUCCUCCUGGACCAUGGACACCAUCAGCCAGUGCCUGGGGUACUGCCGCGAUUGGAACACGAACGCGAGGAAGGCGGUGGUCGUGCAUGCCCUCGUUGGGAGCAUCCUCCGCUGCGUCAGCAUCACUUCUCUCAAAGAGCUGCCGGGAUGUGCGGAGUUGGUGCGCGUGUUGCUUCCCUACUCGGAGCGGCACUUCCAACGCCUGGACCGCCUGCUGCAGUCGUCGUAUCUUGUAGAGCACACGCUGGCCUCCAUGCAGAUGCUUGUGGCCGGGAACAGUCCUGCGGGUGACAGCAACAAGGCAGCGGCGGGGACAAAAACUACCCGUCCCCUGGUGCGAGAGUUGAAACGUCUUCGGGAUGGCAAACCCCGACAAGAGGGACAGGGUGUAGAUGGGGGAGUGGAGAGUGAUAGUGAGGGGGAGGACAAGGUUGCAAGCCCGGUGCCUGUGUCCGAAGUUGUCGAUGGGCGGGUUGUUUUUAACGUUAGGGUAGAAAAUAGUGGGGCGGGAGACUCGGACAGCGAGGAGGAGGAUAGCGAUUUGCAGGAAAGUGACGUUGUCAUGGGCGACGCUUCGAAGAGAGAUCCAAGUCAAGUAGCGGGAGGAGGUGGGGAGGGGUCGGCGGAAAAGCCCAAGAAGCGCAAGAAGAAAUGUUCGUCCGGUGCUUCUGCCCCGACGACUCUAGGGCUGGUGGGGCAAGCCGUGUUACCGGCGGCGGGGGCAAAGGAGAUAGCCGGCGCCAGUGGUGACAAGAAGGCUCGGAAGAAGAGGAGAAAAACUGCUGGUGACGCGAAGAACGUCGCUGGUGCAAGUCCAGUGCUCGUCAAGGUGCAGAAGCAGUCGGUGGGGGCUGUCGUACCCGAGGAGGGGGGGGCAGUAGCUGAGGCGGGCGAGGACGGGGGGGGGGCCGGCAGAAAAAAAAAGAAAAAGAGGUCGGGCAAGGGCAGGCGCAGGUCGACGACAACGUAGGUUUGUAUCUUGCGUCUUGUGUCUGUUAUGCCGUCCUUUUGAUGUUGUGAGAGUGAUCGUUAUAGGUUAGGAUAAGGAAGGCGGGACCACGAAUUGAUUUUUUUUUGUUCGAGUAUUGAGUGGUUUUCGGCAAGUUGUGAGUGCCGUGAGCAUUGCUGUAUCAUUAAGCUUGUGCGCUUCGUGUUCUGUGUUUGGGCGAAACGUACGAUGAUGACACGGGCAUCACCCGUUCGUUGUUUCAGAAAGCAUACGCGAUCAAGAGUCUACCCGCCCGUUCGAGACAUAACCCGAAUCGAAGUGAU
Molecule: messenger RNA, 3599 nt
Organism: Ectocarpus sp. CCAP 1310/34
Lineage: Eukaryota; Phaeophyceae; Ectocarpales; Ectocarpaceae
Source: the annotation of a GenBank genome assembly